Molecule: messenger RNA, 3753 nt
Organism: Leucoraja erinaceus (little skate)
Lineage: Eukaryota; Metazoa; Chordata; Chondrichthyes; Rajiformes; Rajidae
Gene: pde12
Product: phosphodiesterase 12
Exons: 3
Coding region: 332-2440 (702 amino acids)
Biological process (GO): nuclear-transcribed mRNA catabolic process, deadenylation-dependent decay
Cellular component (GO): mitochondrion
Molecular function (GO): 3'-5'-RNA exonuclease activity
Source: RefSeq, a predicted model, not a curated record
UAUUUACCAGCAUCUGCAGUUAGUUUCAGGCAAAGAUCUUAACAGAGGAUCUUUGGUUUCAGGUGUCCUCAAGUUCACCUCAAGAGUUAAAACCUUUUGCAUGCAGGCUCCAUCGUCACCGACAAACUCUCUCCGAGUUGCAAUGCUGAGUUCACCUCUCUCGCUCUCCCGCAGGCACCAUCUUCUCCGUUAAACUCGCCAGCAGAGGGACAGAGUCAGGCCGAGUCCCCGCGUCACGGCGUUAACUCGCUGCCCGGCGCCCGCUGUCUCUGUCUCUAUCCCGGGGUGGGGAGUGAAGCCCCGGCGGGGGUGAGGGAGAGGGGCCGAGUCCAUGCCCGCCCUGCUGGGCCGCGCCCUCCGCCUCCUGCAGCGAUCCUUGGCCGCGGGCCCAGCUCUAGGCCGCGGCUCGUCUCUCGGCCCAGCCCCAGCUCCAGGCUCAAGCUUAAGCGCAGGCCCAGCUCCAGGCCCAGGCUCAAGCCCAGCUCGAGGUUCAGGCCCAGCCUCAGCACCAGGCCCAGGUUCAAGCUCAAGCGUAGGCCCAGCCUUAGUACCAGGUUCAGGCUCAGACUCAGCACCAGGUUCGGGCCCAGCCCCAUUUCCAGGCCCAGGCUCAAGCCCAGCUCCAGGUUCAGCACCUGGCCCAAGCUCAAGCCCAGCUCCAGGUUCAGGCCCAGACUCUACUCUAGGCUCAGCCUCAGCCUCAGGCCUACGUCCAGGCCCACCUCAGGCUCCAAGCCCUUACCCAAUGCCAGGCCCAGCCAUGCAGACGGCCGUGGUCCGCUGUGUCCCGAGUGAGACCAAGAUGACCAUAGCGCUGGAGGUGUGCGGGGGGCGGCGGCGGCUGGAGCGGGAGCAGAGCGAGUGCCUGCGGGCCGCGCUGGCUCGCAUCGCGCACCACCUGCUCAAGGCCCAGGCCGGGGCCCGCAAAGGCAAGAAAGGUGCUGCACAGGCCUCGGCUCAAGCCCAGGAGCAGGCCCCAGACCAGGCCUCGGCCCAAGCCCAGGAGCAGGCCCCAGACCAGGCCCCGGCGAUCAGCCUAUACAUGGGCGAGCAGGCCAUACCAGGCGACACGAGUAAUGCGGAGGCCUGGCAGGAGGGCGCCGAGCUGCGGGUGGGCUCGGUCCACUACCGCGUGCAGCGGAACCCGCCCGGGCUGACGCUGCUGGCGCUGCCCGCCUCCAUGUUGGCGGGAUUCCCCGUCUGCCCCCGGCUCCAGGUGGAGUUUGGGCAGGCGGCCGAUUGCAGCUUCGAGUGGCUGCAGGAGACCGAGGCCGGGCGCUGGGAACAUGCGGCCUACGGCAGGGUCUUCACCCCUCCGCCCGACCUGGUGGGCCGCAGGCUGAAGCUGCGCUGCUGCCCGGGAGAUGCCAGCAGGUUGGGGCCGGAGUCCGAGGCCCUGAGCUCGGGCCCUGUGCAACUAGGCCCCGAGGCCUGCACUUUUGACGGCCGCCACUCCUUCACCCAGCAGGCCGCGGCUGGAUCUGUACUCCGGGUGGUCUCCUACAACAUCCUGGCUGAUAUCUACGCCCAGACCGAGCUGUCCAAGACCACCCUGUACCCCUACUGCCCGCCCCAUGCCCUGCAUGCCCAUUACAGGGAGAACCUGGUCAAGAAGGAGGUGCUGGGCUACCAGGCCGACCUGCUGUGCCUGCAGGAGGUGGACAAGGCCCUCUUCAACUACAGCCUGCGGCCUGCGCUCGAUGCCUUCGGCUACCAGGGCCUGUUCCGCCUCAAGGGGAAGCAGCACGAAGGCCUGGCCACCUUCUACAGAGCCUCCCGAUUCCAGCUGCUGUCUCAGCACGACGUGACCCUGGGCCAGGCUUUGGCCUCCGACCCUCUGCACACUCACCUCCUCCAGGAUGUAGCUGCAAACCCCAGCGUCCAGGAAAAGGUGCUGCACAGGUCAACCACCCUGCAGGUUUGUGUGCUUCAGUCCCUUGAAGAUCCAUCAAGGAAAGUGUGCGUUGCUAAUACUCAUCUUUACUGGCACCCAAAAGGAGGCCAUAUUCGACUUAUUCAGAUAGCGGUAGCCUUUCGUCACCUUCAACAGAUCACUUCCGAGCUCCAUCCCAAUACGCCAAUCAUCUUUUGCGGUGACUUUAACAGUGCCCCGUCCUCGGGCUUGUAUGACUUUGUUACCAAAGGAAGCAUUUUGCCCGAUCACCAAGACUGGACUUCAAACGGCGAGGAGGAGCAGUGCAGAAUGGCCCUCACUCACUCCUUCAAACUGGGAAGUGCCUGCGGGGAGCCUGUGUACACAAACUACGUGGGGGGGUUCCAAGGUUGCUUGGACUACAUAUUUAUGGAUGAAGACGCGCUGGAGGUUGACCGGGUCAUUCCCUUCCCACCUCAUGAAGAGAUCACCCGACACUUGGCCUUGCCCAGUGUCUCCCACCCAUCAGAUCACAUUGCACUGGUCUGUGAUCUAAAGUGGAAAUGAUCAAUAGACAAUAGGUGCAGGAGUAGGCCAUUUGGCCCUUCGAGACAGCACCGUCAUUCAAUGUGAUCAUGGCUGAUCAUCCACAAUCAGUACCCCGUUCCUGCCUUCUCCCCAUAUCCCCUGACUCCGCUAUCUUUAAGAGCCCUAUCUAGCUCUCUCUUGAAAGCAUCCAGAGAACCGACCUCCACCGCCCUCCGAGACAGAGAAUUCCACAGACUCACAACUCUCUGUGAGAAAAAGAGUUUCCCCGUCUCCUUUCUAAAUGGCUUACUCCUUAUUCUUAAACUGUAGCCCCUGGUUCUGGACUCCCCCAACAUCGGGAACAUGUGUCCAAACUCUUAUCAAUGUCCUGUGGCCUGCGGAUCCCACAGCUGCUGAGAGAGUUUACAAGGUGAACAAGUGCAUCAGCAUCAGCAUGGACACCUAGAAGCAUCUUCACAGAAAUGGGCAAACACAGGAUUUUUUGUAAAACAAGUCAAUGGAAUGCAUGAGAAUAAUAAUUGAAGCAAAAUUGGAAUGUGAUAAUGAUGAUAACUAAUUACGUCUGACAGGAGGGAAACACAAAGUUGGAGCCACUCAGAGGGCCAGGCAAGUGUGCAAUUGCUUCGGGUCAGGACAAUAGACAAUAGGUGCAGGAGUAGGCGAUUCGGCCCUUCUAGCCAGCACCGCCAUUCAAUGUGAUCAUGGCUGAUCAUCCCCAAUCAGUAGCCCGUUCCUGCCUUCUCCCCAUAUCCCCUGACUCCGCUAUUUUUAAGGGCCCUAUCUAGCUCUCUCUUGAAAGUAUCCAGAGAACCGCCGAGAAUUCCACAGACUCACAACUCUCUGUGAGAAAAAGUGUUUCCUCGUCUCCGUUCUAAAUGGCUUACCCCAUAUUCUGAAACUGUGGCCCCUGGUUCUGGACUCCCCCAACAUCGGAAACUUGUUUCCUACCUCUAGCGUGUCCAAACCCUUAAUAAUCUUAUAUGUUUCAAUUAUAUGUAUACCAUUCCUCAGAUUGAUCAGUCUGACGAAGGGUCCCAACCUGAAACAUUGCUUAGUCCAUUCCCCUCACAGAUGCUGCCUGACCCUCUGAGUUACUCCAACACUUUGUGUUUUGCUCCAGAUUCCAGUGUGUGUGCAGUUCCCUGUGUCUACACUAGGCCCAGACUUAUAAUGCAUGCAGGAGUUUACAUUUAAUUGGGAGCAGAGUGUUGCUGGCAUUAAGUUAUGGAAACCAUUGAAGCAAAUCAAAUUCAAUGGUCAAGUGAUCCAAUUGUAUAAUUUGGUUUAGAUUUCCAGAAAAUGUAGGGAAUUUCCAUCUAACCAAAUAAUGC